Blastomyces gilchristii SLH14081 is the source of this 2033-nucleotide messenger RNA. RefSeq lists its product as uncharacterized. NCBI's taxonomy places the organism in Eukaryota, Fungi, Ascomycota, Eurotiomycetes, Onygenales, Ajellomycetaceae. Bases 604 to 1113 code for a protein of 169 amino acids. The transcript is spliced from 2 exons. The record is from RefSeq and is a predicted model, not a curated record.
GACAUGGAAGCAACGUAAAUAAUAAUUAUCAAUGAUCGCGCUUCCUCCGUCGCAUGGCAUCGAGUUAACUUAAGAACAGCUUUGCAUUUGUCUUCUCGUUUCUCGCUUUGCUUUUAUCCGCCGAAAUUCAUAUCCCUUUUAUUCCACCACCAGCUAGCUUCCCUUUCCCAGUGCGUUCAAGAUCUCGAGAUCUUCCCGCUAUUAAAUCGCCGCAUUGACAGCACCAUCAGCUUCUGACGCAGUACGGACUCUACGGUGCACGCGUCUGGUAGAUUUAUGAGAAUUAGCCAGUUCAUAACCUCUCGAAUCGUGUGGACUGCUAUCGCAAAGUCUACUUCUUUCUUUGGAUAUUUCCAAGGCUGUUUGAAAGGAGAUUGGAGCUAUCCAUAUAUAUAUCCCAUGUUUGCCAAAAUAUCCAUUCCAGCCCACUAUUUAUUUAAAUAGCCUGAGCUGGGAAACGCCCGCGCAUUUGAAGAAGAAGCAUCGGUUCAAUUCGUUCGAUAGAAGAAGAACAACAAGAAAAUAAUAUCUUAAGUACUCCGACUUCGGCGCGAGUUCGGGUUUUCCCUACUUUUCGCCCUUAUAUAACACAUAUCAGUCAUCAUGGAAGUGAUACAAGAAUACGUAAUCCCGGCCCUCCAAAACGCCAACAAAUACAUCCCCCCCUCCAUCUCCCUCCAAGCACUCUCCUACUACUCCACCUUCACCACACACUUCCUCCCCAUCUCCCAGCAAUAUCUACAGCCCUACUUCCUCACCCCAUUGCAAACCCUCCUAAACUCCCCACCAGACCUCACCUCGCUCCUCGUCCUCUGCCUCCUCCUCUUCAUCUCUCUCAGAGUACUCGAUUAUGCCCGUCGCAUCAUCACGUUCUGGGUCAUGCUGGUGUUCCGACUUGCAUUCUGGGGGUCUGUGAUUGGGGGCGCGUAUUACGUGUAUGUUGUUGGGUGGGAGAGGGCGGGGAGGGAGGCUGGGUGGUUGUUGGGGUUGCUUCAGGGGUUUGUGGAGGAGAUGUGGGCGAAUAGUCUGGAGGCACAGAGACAAGGGCAGGGGCAGACGCCGCCGAUAUAUGGGGGGAUGCGGUGGGAGCAAGCGCGGAAGAGGACAGGCUAGAAUCGAGCUUGACGGAGCGGGCUUUGGUGGGGGCCAAGAGGGGCUGGUUUUUUUUAUGAUUGGAAUGAUACUUUCUUGUUGGGACGAUAUAUUGCUUUUGCGUUUAUCGUGUUCUCUGUCGCCUCUUUCUCGUACGCCUUUCACACGCCGGAUAUAUUUAUUUUUAAUACUAUUGGAAAGUUGGAUUUGACUUCUUGACUAGCUCUGCAAAGUCCGGUUUUCAUUGAUUCAGUAUGGUCAUAUUAUGUUAUUAUAUACAUGGUCUUUUUCGGAUUCAUUAACUAUUCAUAGUGCGGAUUGCCUUUUGUUUUUUUCAAGCUCAAUCCGCUAAUUUUUGACAUAAACCGGGCCUUCCUGCUGCCGGCACUCGUUUGUCCCCCUUGCUAAGUUUAUAUAAUGGGAAAUGUUGUCCCCACAAGAUAAUGCCAAUCCUCUCCUCAGCAGUAGAUGGUUCGUCGAAUUCAGCCAUCGAUGGCCUGUCAAACUGUAGGGGGGCGUCCCUCAAAAACUCCCAUAAACGGGGGGGGAAUGGCAGGGGUAUAUAAAGAUCUGCCGUUCGGAAAUUUUUUCACGAUCAUGUGUCGUGCCAUUACUCCAAAUCUACCUCCCGCUCAUCAGCCGGCUCCCUGGGUUCCUGCGCCUCGUGGAAUUGGAUCGCAUCAUCGAUAUAGCUCAGCACACUACCAAUGCUGUCCUCGUCCUGAACAUCCAACUUCAGAAAUGACACCAUGCUGAAGUCGUCAAGCAGCUGGCCAACUGCCCGAUUAAGCCGCCUAAACGAGUCACCACUCAGCAGGGAAUUUGUAGAUGUGGGGUCCUCCGCUGCUGCACUAGCUGCCUCUGCUUCAUCCCCACCACCACCUCCCUGAUUCUCCUCAUAUAGCAAUUGAAUAUCCACAGCCGUGAAGCGCUUCAACUCC